Entrophospora candida is the source of this 549-nucleotide messenger RNA. The record is from the annotation of a GenBank genome assembly. Lineage: Eukaryota; Fungi; Glomeromycota; Glomeromycetes; Entrophosporales; Entrophosporaceae.
AUGUUAUUUAUGGAUUAUGGAAGGACGAUUACUAAGAUCUUUACUGCUAAACCUUGUACCAGAGAGACCCAAAUUUUGGAUGAACGUGACAAAAGAGAAAUGAGUGCUGGAAGGCCUCCCGACACAUUUAAUAAAGAUAUGCUGGCAAGUAUGAUUCCACCUGUAUAUAUUGUAAUGAUAAUGGAACAACAGUUGAUGCAAGAACAUUUAACAAUAGAUGAAGUAGCAAAUGUGAAUGUAAAAGUUGACAUUGAAUUAAAACAACAAACCAAUAUUACUUUAUCAAUGGCAGAUGGACUGAUCCAAACAAACAUUGAUUCUGGAAUAGUCACAGGUGAAGCUGGAAAUGUUAAAGUAGCAAGGGAAGUUAUCAAUAAAAUACCCAAAUAUCUUAAAUUUAAGAUGAAAUCAUCAUUGAAAGAAACAAUUCAAAGAUUUGAAAUUUCAGGUGAUAGUUUAAACACAUAUAUUAAAACCAGAUGGUCUUCUGCAUGGAAUUGCUUGAAUUCUGUGAAAAGACUUGAAAUGGAAUCCUACAGUUAUAACUAA